Messenger RNA from Trachymyrmex cornetzi, 423 nucleotides. RefSeq lists its product as uncharacterized. The transcript has a single exon. The record is from RefSeq and is a predicted model, not a curated record. Gene Ontology annotation, biological process: DNA integration. Bases 1 to 423 code for a protein of 140 amino acids. Gene Ontology annotation, molecular function: nucleic acid binding. NCBI's taxonomy places the organism in Eukaryota, Metazoa, Arthropoda, Insecta, Hymenoptera, Formicidae.
AUGGCAAGCCGACGUAGUCGAGAUGCGUCCUUAUGCGCGAUUCAAAAAAGGUUACAAUUACAUUUAACAGUUCUCGAUGUUUUGAGUAAAUACGCAUGGGCUCUACCACUCAAGAGCAAGAACGGAAACGACGUAGCCGCAGCGUUAUCUAAAAUAUUUCGCGAGGACGAACGAUACUCACGAAACCUGCAGACGGAUCAAGGAAAGGAAUUUUACAACGCUACCAUGCAGAAAAACAUUGUUAAGAGAUACAACAUAAAUCAUUAUUCGACGUAUUCGGUGAUGAAAGCGUCGAUGGUGGAACGAUUCAACCGCACACUCAAGAAUAACAUAUGGAAAACGUUCACGUUAAACGGCUCGUACAAAUGGAUCGACGAACUACCGCGUCUAUUGUCAGAUAAACGACUCUUGUCGAUGGUAUAG